Molecule: messenger RNA, 1440 nt
Organism: Pangasianodon hypophthalmus (striped catfish)
Lineage: Eukaryota; Metazoa; Chordata; Actinopteri; Siluriformes; Pangasiidae
Gene: adprs
Product: ADP-ribosylserine hydrolase
Exons: 6
Coding region: 156-1295 (379 amino acids)
Cellular component (GO): nucleus; mitochondrion
Source: RefSeq, a predicted model, not a curated record
GUAAACAGGUCAAACAAUGACAACACAUAUGCGACAGGAAGAGAUGCGAAAGUAUCGCUGAGGACACAACAGCGUUUUGUUUAUACAUGUAGGCUGCAGUGUGUGUGUGUAUGUGAGUGUGUGAGAGUGUGUGUAGAGUGAUUAGCUGCUGAAGGAUGUCGGCGGCAGCUCGGGUAGCUGCAGCAGGAGCUCCGGUGUCGCUGCUGUCGCGGUUCCGCGGCGCGCUGGUCGCUGCAGUGCUGGGGGAUUGUGUAGGCGGAGAGUUUGAAGGAGCAGAAGAUGUUCCUCUAGACCGAGUUCUUCAGCAUCUCAGUGGACUGGAGGAUGAAACACGGGGUGACGGCAUACUGCAGUACAGUGAUGACACAGCCAUGACACGCUGUGUAGCCCAGUCGCUUCUUACCAGGAUGGGCUUUGACGAACAAGACAUGGCUCGCAGUUUCGCAAAAGAGUAUAGCCUCGCUCCAGGCCGUGGCUAUGGAUCAGGAGUCAUUCAGGUCCUGCGAAAGCUUGCAUCGCCUCAGCUCUCUGAUGUCUUUCAGCCAGCACGUGCUCAGUUUGGUGGACGCGGCUCAUUUGGCAAUGGAGGAGCAAUGAGAGCUGCACCCUUUGCCCUUGCCUUCAGAAGUGCUGCUGACGUGAGGAGGUAUGCAAGGUUUGGUGCGAUGCUCACCCACUCCUGCUCUCUGGGCUAUAAUGGCGCUGUGCUACAGGCUCUCGCUGUUCACUUGUCGCUGCAAGGCGAUCUGGCCUUACCACAAAAAUUCAUCAGUAAACUCAUCUCUGAAAUGGAGGAAGUGGAGAAUGACGAGACGUCCCGCAGUGACGCCAAAGUGCUUAAUUUAGCAGAAUUUCCCUAUUGUGCACGUUUGCACAGAGUCAAGGAGCUCAUGGAGCAGAAUAGCGUGAGCAUCGAGGAGGUCAUUUCAGAACUCGGGAAUGGCAUUGCAGCCCUCGAGUCUGUGCCCACAGCCAUCUUCUGCGUGCUGCACUGUUUAGAGCCUCGAGAGGGCCUGCCGGAGUGUUAUGGUGGCCUGGAGAGGACAAUAGCCUACAGCUUAGCCCUGGGAGGUGACACAGACACCAUCGCAUGCAUGGCAGGUGCUAUCGCAGGUGCCCACUACGGCAUCAGUGCCAUUCCCCAGAGUUGGCUGAAGAGCUGCGAGGGGGCAGAGGAAGCUGAGCAUCUGGCUGAGCGUCUCUACAAACUCUACAACAUCACUCAGUCAGAGGAAGUCAGGGUGACCACAAGCGACAGUGAUCAGCCACAUGACAGUCUGAAAAAUACUGACUGAUCCAUUACACAUUACUACAGACAUACAUGCAUGUAAUUUGACACAAGCAUACAUACACAGCUGAGAAAACACAAGCCUUGAUCAUAAGAAUCUGUAGUCUUUGUUGUGCAAAAAGAUUUACAAUAAAAGAACUAAAUCAGUUGCA